GAGCUGUGGUGCUGAAUUGAUACCAUUUUCCCAGCGGAGUGCUGUUAAAAGCCACGCUUCACAUUAACAGAUACACCCAAACAUAAUUCAUAUCCCAUAAUAAUGUCUCUCUGAAAGACCACGGUGUUUUUAUUCAUCUGGAAUAAUUUUUCAGACACUGAAAACGGAAUGAUGCGCUCUUAACUCUGAGAGCAGCCGGAGCUGUAUGUUGAGUCAGUCGGACCUGCGGACUCUCAGCUGAUUGGCUGAAGAUGGAUGACAUCAGUAAAGUCCGCUGCCUCAGACGCGCGCUAAACUCCUGGAAAGAGAUCAGAGCGUCUCGCGCAUCUGGCGGAUUGUAAAGCGACUCGAGAAGAGAGAAACGUUUGCGCUUCCGCUCGAGGUGCGUUAGGUGAGCAGCCAGUCGCGAUGUUGAGUGUCUCCAUAAGCGACAGCCGCGUGUAUCAGAAGCGUAUGAUGUGAAAAACAAAGUCGCAACAUGAGGACCUUUAAAUGAUCUUAAGGAAAAGAAAAACUUGAAGGAGAGAUAGAGGGAGGAUUCUUUCUCAUUUUGUUCUUCUGGCUGGCUGAGUAUUAUUUAAAUCAUGCAACAUGAAUGUAACUAACAGCACUGGAGCAGAGGGACUCGCGCCCUGGUACUUUAACGGCUCAUUGAGCAACGUGUCCAGUGAUGGCAACCUCAGUUGUGACAGCAGCAGUGCUAAUGGCUCAUGUCCAGCGGCUGAGACAGAUGCCAAUAGCUCGUAUAAGACGUUGGAGAUGGUAUUCAUUGCACUGGUUACAGGAUCCCUCAGUUUUGUCACCGUUGUGGGCAACAUCCUUGUCAUGCUCUCAAUUAAGGUCAAUCGGCACCUGCAGACCGUCAACAACUACUUCCUGUUCAGCCUGGCAUGUGCGGAUCUCAUUAUUGGCGCUUUUUCCAUGAACCUUUACACCGUCUACAUCAUCAGAGGUUAUUGGCCGCUCGGCCCGGUAGUGUGCGACCUAUGGCUAGCGUUGGAUUACGUGGUCAGCAACGCCUCUGUAAUGAACCUGCUAAUCAUCAGCUUCGACCGUUACUUCUGUGUGACCAAACCCCUAAGUUAUCCCACACGCCGAACCACCAAGAUGGCAGGGCUUAUGAUCGCUUCCGCCUGGAUCCUGUCGUUUAUCCUAUGGGCUCCUGCUAUCCUGUUCUGGCAGUUCAUUGUCGGAGAACGGACUGUGGAACCAGGCGAAUGCUACAUCCAGUUCCUUUCCAACCCCGCCGUCACAUUCGGCACAGCUAUCGCUGCUUUCUACCUGCCGGUGGUCAUCAUGACGGUGCUGUACGUGCACAUCUCUUUGGCCAGCCGCAGCCGUGUGUCCAAGCAGAAGCCCGAAGCCAAAAAGGAGAAGAAAUCGCAAAAGUCGAGCGGUCUGCUCAAGAGUCACAUCUUAAAGCAGAACAACAACAACCAGUCUCCUCCCAAGCCCAGUUUGGAUACCUGCUCAACCGUAGACACCAUGAAGAACGGAAAACUAGACGAGUCUGUGAUAUCUACAAAGGCCGACUCCUGCGUGCAGCCCGAGGAGAAAGAGAGCUCCAAUGACUCCAGCACUGCCAGCAUAGCACCUAAAGAGCCCAAAGAGAGGGCUAACAGCGAGGCCAUAUCAGAGGCCGGUCUGACACCUGCGCCGGCACCUGUGCCUAAAGUCAACCCUCAAUCAAGAUGGUCCAAGAUCAAGAUCGUCACCAAGCAGGCAGGAGACGAGUGCAUCACAGCCAUCGAGAUCGUCCCACCGAACAGUUCUGGCGAGAGACGGUCCAUCCCCGUGAGCCGUCCCCGUACGGUAGCGCGGAAGUUCGCUAGCAUCGCCCGCAGCCAGGUGAAGAGGAAAAGGCAGAUGGCGGCGCGAGAGAAGAAAGUGACAAAGACGAUCUUUGCCAUUUUGCUGGCCUUUAUUAUAACGUGGACGCCGUACAAUGUGAUGGUCUUAAUCAGCACAUUCUGCCAGUCUUGUGUUCCAGACACGGUCUGGGCCAUUGGCUAUUGGCUCUGUUAUGUCAAUAGUACCAUCAACCCUGCUUGCUAUGCACUUUGUAAUGCCACCUUCAAAAAGACAUUCAAAAACCUCCUCAUGUGCCAGUAUAAGAACAUUGGUACCAGAUGAGCUGAGAGCAGAUGCCAGCAGUCUCAUAAAAUGGAUGUGGAGGCUGUUCUGGUUCUUAUAGUUUGACAUUUGGAAGGUACUGUGCAGCACAUCGUGUGGCUUUAUAAUCUAAUAAUGCUAAAAAAUGUGCUGCACAAAUCCCAAACUAUUAUGUAUUAAGAAAUCAGCGUUUACAAGAAUGAGAUCAUGGAGUUGAAGCUGAGAUCAUGAAACAAUGUUGUUUUAAAUAUUUUUGGACCGUUGGAACUUGCUGUAAUGUAAAGAUCUCCGGAUCAGUAUUACAUAGCUUAGAGAGCCAAUCCCAGGAAAGUGCAGUAAAGAUUAAAUACGUAAAAGAGACUAUAGAUUUGAUUAUUUAUUUAUUUAUUUAUUCUUGAUCUCUCCACUAUAGCACAAAUGGUAUCAGUCUAGUAAGUAUUAAUAUUUUCUGACACAGAGUUGUGUAGGAGGAUUAUGAUCUCUAAAAUGAUCAUGUAGAGAAAAAUAUAAAACCGUACAGUUGUGAUUAAGUAAAUAUCACAGCUGAAAGACAUGAAAUAUCUUCCAGUUUAUCUGUCCCUAAAAGCACUGCGCUCAUGAAUGAGUUAACAUUUCAGAUAUCUGCACCUUUCAUAUAAAAUGCAAAAUAAUGGAAGACUGAAGUUGUUUGCUGACCAUAACAGCUGUUUACAUUCAUAUCGAGAUGAAUUCAGUCUUUAUUAUCCUCUUAUCGGGGUCUUCUUGAGGUUUUGGAAUAGGUGAAAAUCUAAAGGAUCCUCCUCAAUGGAUUAGGAUAUGCUUUAUGGACUUGAUACAGUAGGUUGAGGCACUAUACUGAGCUAUGAGAAAGGUCACUGUAAGGGUUGACCUUACAGACGUGUGUAAAUAUGUUUAGUUUAUGGUAUGAGUAUAUGCUCUUGAAAGUAUUUUUUCUCUUCCCUGCAUUGAAUGUCUUGAUGUUUGUGUUCCUCUUGUAUUUACUUGGUGAUCUACAUGUGAAUUUUACAAAUUAAAUAUUUAAAUGUAUUGCUGUCUGUAUGCAAAACUGUUGAAAUCAUUUAUAAAUUGUGAUAUAGUUGGAAAAACUAGGAGAUAACUUGUACAUUUAUUUAAACUCUUUAUAAGAUGAUCAAUUUGAGGAACACAUCGAACUGUCAAGAAAUGCUGUAUGAGAAAUGCAAAAUUGGUUUUAUAUCUUCACACAAACACUUUCUGCAUAUAUUCUCUUCAUAUUAUUAUUAUUAUUAUUAUUUGCUCAUGGUGCAAUACAGUUAAGUUUUGCUUGUUUUUUACUCUACAGUUUGUAAUUGAUGAAACACGACCAUUCAAAGUCAAUUCAAAAGGAAUUUUCUCCCAGACUGAUUUCAUAGAUUUGUUUUGCUCAGAAUAAGCAAAAUGUUUCAGAAACUUGUUUAGGGCUUAUUACCAAUAAGCUGUUUCAGCAACUACAGACUGUACCUGAAAGCAUUAAACCAAAGAGGUUGUGGUGCUGUGAUUUGUUAUUAAGCCUGGUCAGGCCGUGAGAAUAUUCAUUCAUCAAGAAAAGAUCAUUAGCAUCAUUUUAAAGUGCACACUUGCUUUUCUUCAUGUUACUACCUCAUAAUCACAAUUUCAUUCAUAAUGCUUUCAUUGCCAAUCCAGAGUGUUAAAACAGAUUAUGACGAUUAUUAUUGCAUUGCAAAAUAAUCUAAUAACAGUUUUCCAUUUAUCUAAGAUGAUACGUUGACUGUUGUAGGUUAGUUUACAGUCUAUAUCAGAGUCAAUGCCUGUCCAGUAAAAUUCAAUGAACUAAAGCAAUGGAAAUGUAUUCGCAGAGCUUUAUGACAUCUUUUGUGAUCAUCCUAAAGCAAUUAAAUCAUCAAUCUGAUCUUUCUUAACGUCACCCUUUUGUAAAUCUGAAAAAGAAAAUAUUGAUGUUUGCUAGUUGACAAAUAUGAUAUACAGGACUGUGCAAAAGUCUUUGCUAAACAGCAACUGAUGUAAUUAUUUCCUUGUUUUUUUAUUAGAAUUCAACCAGAAAACCAUUUAAAUCUUUUAUAAGCAGCUAUAUAUAAGUGGCAUUUACACGUGCAUUUGAUCAAUAGCAGAAAGCUGCAGGCUCUUUUUAUUCUAAUCUAAUGAAUUCAUGACUGCCAAGGGUGGUCACACUAAAUUAAAACCCAAGCACAUAUUUCUGGUAUUUUCUGUUUGUAUCUUAAUAAAAAAAUUAAAAAGGAUGAUCAUUAAAACUUUAAUAAAAUAACAAAGCUGGUGGUAGCUUUUGCACAGCACUGUAUUUCAUCUGGUGUUUUAAUAAAGGGGCUAAAAUUCCAUUUGAAAUGUCUACAAAAUGUUUAUUAUAUGGGGAUUCAAGAACAGAUCCCUUAUACUGAAGGUCAUUACUAGCUGAAUGGCAAAAUAAACUCUUGAUACCCCACUGAAGCUGAUAGAAUGAAUAUACUGUAAUUAUGAACGUCUCUACCACUGCCCUUAAAGAACCAAUGUACAUACAAGUGUAUGGUUCUUUUUUCUAUUGCAUUAAACUUAAUAAAGAUCUUGAGCUCACUGAC
Molecule: messenger RNA, 4661 nt
Organism: Misgurnus anguillicaudatus (oriental weatherfish)
Lineage: Eukaryota; Metazoa; Chordata; Actinopteri; Cypriniformes; Cobitidae
Gene: chrm4a
Product: cholinergic receptor, muscarinic 4a
Biological process (GO): adenylate cyclase-inhibiting G protein-coupled acetylcholine receptor signaling pathway; chemical synaptic transmission; G protein-coupled receptor signaling pathway, coupled to cyclic nucleotide second messenger
Cellular component (GO): dendrite; synapse; plasma membrane
Molecular function (GO): G protein-coupled acetylcholine receptor activity; G protein-coupled serotonin receptor activity
Source: RefSeq, a predicted model, not a curated record